AUGGCUGCAUUGGCGGCUCAGCAGCAACAGCAAGUUGUGCAGCCGUUUGUUUAUCAGCAGCAGGGGCAGCAGCAGCAGCAGCAAGCCCAAGCACAGCAGCAACAGAUCGGGGGGCAACUGCAGCAGGAGCAGCAGUACGUGCAGCAGCAAAACGUGGGUCAGCAGCAGUAUGCACCGCAACAGCAGGGACAACAGCAGCAGCAGCAGGGGCAGUCUGCCCCGCCCAUGCAGCAGCAAGUCCAAUACCAAUCGGCUGUUCAGGCACAACAGCAUCAGCAACAGGCGCAGGUUCCGCAGCAGCCACUGUAUGCUCAGCAACAUGCUCAGGAGCAAUUGCAGCGGAAGCAGCAGGCACAAGCUUCCGCUCAACAACAAGCGUAUGAUUCUGCGUUGCAGCAGCAACAACAGCAGCAAACGCAAGCUGCGCCGCAGCACCAGGUGCAACAGCAAGCACAGCAGCAACAGAUUUAUGCGCAGCAGCAGCAGCCAUUUGACCAGCAGAUGCAAAUGCAGCAACAGGAACAUCAGCUUCGGGCAUCUAUGCAUGGUCAAGCACACCACCCCGCACAAGGAGGUUCACAGCCACCACAGUUUGUGCAAUCCCAAUACCAGGAGCAGCAGCAGCAGUAUGCGCAGGCACAGCAGGCACUUCAGGCAGCUCCGCAGCAAGUGCAGUACGCGCCGCCGGGGCAGGAACAGCAGACUCCCGCGCAAUCCCAGCAGCAAUACACACCGCAGCAGGCACAGCAACAGCAAUAUGCUCAGCCGCAGCAACAGUUACAGUAUACACUGCCGCAGCAGCAGCAGGUGCAAUAUGCACAGCCGCAGCAAUAUGCGCCGCCCCAGCCGCAGCAGUAUGUCGCACAGCCGCACCAGCAGCAAUACCAAGCACCUCCGUCCUCGCAGACACAGCAACAGUACGUUGCUCCAGCGCAGCAGCAACAGCAGUUGUACGCGCAACAAGGAGAACAAGCGGCGUAUCAGCCGCAGAAAGUUGUUGCGGCACAGCAGGAGAUUCCUGUUUCGCAACAGCCAGCGCAGUUGCAGCAACAACUACCCGCUGGCGGGCAGCCGCGUCAGGAGCUGCAGGGAACUAGUACAACUUCUUCCCAAAUGUCGCAACCGUUGCAGUUGCCGCAGCAGGGUGGAUUAGGACAGGCUUCUCAACAACCGCAGUAUCAGCAGGGGGUCUACAUGUCACCCGCGCACCAGGGACACCAGCAACAGAUGGUCUCGCCCGGGCCUGGUACAACGCAGCAGGGAAUUCAGCAGCAAGGAAUGGCGCAACAGCAGCAAGCGCAGCAACCAGGGGUGAUGUCUCCCGGGCCGCCGGUUCAGCAGCAGGCAAGUAGCGCGCAACAGAAGCUCGAGGUAUUAACGGCUCAGCAGCAGCAGCAGCAGCCGGCUGCUCCGCAACACGACCCUGUGCAGCUGCAGGCCCAGCAACGGCAGUAUCUGCAGCAACAGGAGCAGCAAGCCGCGGGAAUUCUGUCACCGGGCCCGCCAACGGCCUCUCCCGUGCAGCCGCAAUCAGAACAAAUGAUGCAGCAGUUGUCGCAGAAGCAGGUCUCGCAGCAGCAACAGCCACAGCCCGCGCCGCAGCCAACGCAAGUGCAGCAGUCGCAGCAGCAGCAAGCACAGGUCUAUCAACAGCAAUAUCACCAGCCGCCGCAGCAGCAGCAGGCCGCGGCGUACAAUCAGCAGCAGCAGCAGUCGCAGCAACAGCAGCCCUCUCCCGCGCCCGCUGCGCAGCAACAGCAGCAGUUCGCUUCCUCGCCGGCAGUCGUUCCAGUGCAGCAGCUGCAAGCGACGCACAGCUACCACAGUACCGAAACCAUGAGCCCCGCGCACGACCACAGCUUUUCGGAAGUUCUGCCUCAGCAGGGCAGCGUGGAUGUAGUGCAGCAGCAGCAGCAGCAGCAGGAGCAGCAACCAUUGAGUAGACAACAUGCGUCGUCCCAAAUGUCUGUUGGCAGCAACGCCCAGGAACAAGCUACCAGUAGAUUAACGCAGCAGUCGACAUCCGCUCCGCAGAUACAACAACAGCCGGGUACUGGGGGUCAUGCGGUAGUCGCGGACAGCACGUCUACUUCAACAUCUGCUGCUCCUGCGCCGGAGAUUCGUGUGUCGCCACCAAGUCCAACGACAGGCGCCGGGCCAAUCGGCGGGACGAGUGCACCUGGAGCUGCUGCUGCUGGUAUGAGUCAACAGGAGCAGCAGCAGCAGCAAAUACCAGGUCUGCCAGGUGGACCUCCUGUGCAACAAGCUACUGUUUCAACAUCGCAAAAUAUCAACCAGAACAAUCAGAAUCUGAACCAGGCGCCCCAAAAUCUCUCCGUUUCCCUAUCCAACACUUUUCUCGCUUCCACUUCCUCCCUGUCCUCGAUAGCCAGCGCAAAUUCACCGCAGAUCAUCCUGCAUGGUAGCAGUAGCAGUAUUUUGGGUGUGGGGGUGCAGCAGCAGCAGCAAGCGCAGCAGCAGCAAGUCGCUUCGCAGGACCACCAGCAACCUACAACGGGUCAAGCACACGGAUCUAUUGCUGGUAGCACCUCCUCCGGUGUGGGCGCGUUUGGUGCUGUUGUGUCAACCUCUGCCGUUUCGUCGGGAACCACUGCUCCCGGCGCACCCUCACCCCAACAAGAACAGCCGUUCCAUCAAGCAGCUUCUUAUCCACCCAAUCAGCAGCACCAAAAUCUGCAAAGUCAGAUCCAGCACCCUUCUCAACUUGACCCACAAACGGACAACUUUACGUAUCCCGCAGUCCAGCAAACACAGCAAGCACUACUACCCCAACAGCAGCAACCACAGCAGCCUUUACCCCCCCAACAAGCGACACCAGCGACGCAGCCAGCAGUAUCUUCACAACAAGAGCAACCUUUGCAGCAAACUGUGCAACAGGGCGGUGGUCAACAUCAGCAGCAGCAAUUUGUUGAAGACCAAACAGCUGCCCCGCAGCAGCCCCAGCCCCGGCGACCGCCGCCGGCCUUUGCGAACCGGCUAUCGGCCGUGCCGGAGGUGGAGACGCCGUGUGAGACACCGGUCCCCAGUUCGACGCUUUCGGGGAGGGAUUCGGCGUAUACGGAAUUAGCAGGAGUACCAAAUGGGCAACUACAACAACCGCAGGGAACCACAAUGAUGAACAGCACGACCUCCAGCAUGAUUCCGCAUUACGCACACGACCCCAGCCAGACGCUUGAUGCAAAUCUACCGAGCAUGACCGGUAGCCUGCAGUUCAGCAGUAGCACGAGUUCAAUAGCAGAACAGCAUCAGACUGUUGCUGUGCCUGCACCUGCUCAAGGUCAAGUGCAGCAGCAUUCCACGGCAGGCGUUGGUCACCAAUCAUCGGCGCCGCAGGAGGCUCCUUCCUUUGCCCAGCAGCAGAGUGGCGAUGCGUUUUCAUCUGGACUUAUUCCCGCAGGAGCUCCGCAGAGUGGCGGGGCGAGUUCGUCAGCAAGCGUUGUUCCUCAGCAACCGAACGCCUCGUCUUCUGGGUCGAUUUUGACGACGCCGCCCCUCUCUGGUACAACUACUAUUAGCUGCCAAGUAGGUGGCACAGCUUCGGUGCCGCAAUCACAGCAACAGCCGCAAUCCUCUAGUGUCCAGCUCUCUACUUCCAGCGCAGACGUACAAGCGUCGUCACAGCCCAUAUCGGCGACUGCAGGAAGAGCAGCUCAAGGGACGAUGUUGGGCCAGAAUGUGAAUAACAGCCAAGGGUCCUCGUUGGCAGUAGUACAGGUUCCACAGCCAACAUCUACCUUCGACCAAACGCCUCUUUCGACACCGCAGGUGCAGGCGAUUGAGGGAACGUCGAAUAGCAACACGCUGAACAACACAACGCCCUUGUCUGCGACGACGAUUUCUCCGAUGGUACCCGUGGACCGAACGUUGUCAGCGCAGUCCGGGUCGAGCUCGCGGCAGGGUGGAACUUUUACCGGAGUUGCGGGGGCGCAACCGCCGCAACAGCAGCAACUGCAGCAGCAGCCCGGUGGUCCGCAGCCGCCGCAGAACAUCAGCCCAGCUCCGAUGGUCACCAGUAGUACAACUAGGGCCACUCUUAAUACCGGAACCCCCGUUGGCCAGAGCCGCCCAGCUUUGGUCGGGAGUGUGGUGACGGGCAGCACUAUGGAAGUUGUAGAGCAAGAGACGACUGGAAGCACUCCUAGUUUGGUUCCGAUGGCGACGUAUCACCAGCAGCAGCAGCAACAAGGUACGCCACAGACGCCACCGGUCCAGCCGCAACAGCAGCAUCUGCAGCAAGGCGGUGCUAUGCAGCAACACCAGCAGCAUGAUCCUGCGCAGGUCAUGCAGCAUUCUCCAGUGUUGCAGCAGCAGUCUGUGCCUUUUGAUAGUGUUCCACCUCGUCCUCUCGUGGCGGAAGUGCAGCAACAAAUGGGUGUGGUCGCACCUCCACUGCAGAUGACGCAGACAGGAUCUACAGCGCAAUUUGUUCCAGGACCAUCGGAAGUGCAACAGCACCAGCAGCAAUCGCAGCGCCAGCACCUGCAACCGGCUGUUCCUAUAACAGCUCAGCAACAGCCGGGGGCGGGUUCUGUGCAUGCAGCUGAUGCGUCAGCAGGUCCGCCGCCGCCACAGUGGCAGCAGCAGACAGCAAACAGUGCGCCGCCGCAUAGCUUCAUAAAUAAUGUGGAUGCAGUCCCGCGGCAAACCUCUACUUCAACACCUCCAAAACCACCCGUGCCACCAAUAGUACAACAGAAGCCGAUGUCGAUCGGGGGACAUCAAAUGCAAACACAGGCCGGGCAACAAGGCACCCCAAAAUCUGCCACCGGCACACCGCCGCUCCCUGGACAAGAACCCGCACUGUCCCUGUUGCAGCGGCAAGCACAACUAGACCAGCAGCGGGGGCAACACACGGUAUUCCCUCACCCCUUUUCGACGCAGCCGAUCGUCUCUACGCCGCCGCCGCGGAUGGACAAAAUUUCCACUACCUCGCCACUGCCGGGACAACAACAACAGCAACAGGGUGGUUCUGGGGAUGCUGAUGCAGUGCCGCAACCUGGUGUUCUUGCACCUGGUCCGCAACUAUUGCCCACCGGGACCGACUCUGCAGAUCGAAAUCUAGCAAACCACGCAUUACGACACCAGUAUGCCAGUAUGUCCUCGGUGUCCAGUUCUUCCUCCAUCGUUGGAGGCGGAGCGGCCUCGAACCGGCCAAGUGGUGUGAUGGAUGGGAAUGUUGUUCCUGUGCCGGCACCAACAACUGGAGUAGACCACAGCAGUGCAAAUUUGGUCGCGGGGAGUACUACACACUUGAACACCGCUAAUACCAACCUCUACACCUUCCAGCCAUCCUUUGCGGACAGGAAUUUAGCGGAGCACCUGCUUACCGCCGGGGGAGGUGCAGCAGGCUCUGUUCCUCCAGACACGAUCAAUACAAUGCCCCUCCAGCGCGAAACGAGCAUGACCAACAGAAGCAAUAUCCCUUCCCAAUCCAACUCCGCUUCUGCGUCUGCCCAAGCGUCAGAGAAUGAGAAAAACAUAGAAAACCGCAUGUACUUGAAUAAAACUUCCUUGCAGCGGGAAAAAACUUCGGAGGAGAUUUCCGGCGAGAUGUUGAGCAACAUGUUCGAAUCCGCUUUACGACAGCACGCACAAAACGGGAAUUCGGUGUACAAAAAUGUCACGACCACACCGCCGCCGGCGCAAAGUAGUAGUUCAUCUUCGACGCAGGGAGUUCUUGCAGUGGCUUCGGGGGGUGGUGGUGCUACUUCUAGUAAUGGUGCUGGGAACAACUACAACAAUCUCCCGUCAUCUUCUGCGUCGGGACAAAAUCUGAAUCACCAAGCCGCUGCCGCACAAGGUGCAGCUACUACAACUCUUCAACCUGGGAUGUUGAACCAGCAACCCGGGGCGGGGCACCCGCAGGGGUCGCAGACGCAGAUGAGCGCCGCUAUAAGCAGCUCGGAUUUCAUUUUCCCCGACUCGCCAGAUUUCAAUACGAGCAGCAAUAACAACACCAUUACCGCAAAGGGGGCUGCAACAAUGCCGAAUUCCAACACAAGGAAAGAAUCUCUGGACGAUGUGUUUUUUAACAUACCGUCCGCCUUUUCAGCGCCGCAGCAGAUGGUAUAUAUAAUUGCGAAUUUUAUUGUUAUUCGCUCGGUUUUGCAUUUUGCUAUUGCUUGUAUGUUGUAGUUGAUCUUGAUUCGUCUUGAUGCACGACCAAGGAUGUUGACCAUUGUUUCCUGUAAGAACUACAGGUGGUCGAUUUUACUUUUAGCAUGACCACGACGAAAUCAAGAAGUGGACUUUCGUUGUUGUGUUGUUAUCCAGAAUUGAAUUCUGUUCUUUCGUAUGAUGAAAAACUGAAAAUUUUUUUUCUCAGGUCAACAAGCUUCAAGCCCCCGGACAACAACUGAAGCCGAGCUCUAGUUCGAGCGAUGUGGAGCAUUUGAACCUGCUGGAAUUUGACGACACGCCGCGAACUUCAGGCGUUAAUAACGUGACAGCAGUACCACCUGUACCUCCUCCUCCGCCCGCUACAGCAGCUGGAGGGGUGCAGCAACUACAGCAGCCACAGAUCAUUCCAAUGCCGCCAAGCACUGCCACAGCCACGACAAACAACAUCAAACUGCCAACGAUACCGAAUGCACAGACCUCCACGAAUUUUCUUCCAAUGCCAGCGGCUACUUCAUCACAAAGUACUACUGCUACCGCUGGGACCGCCCUUGUAACUUCUGCCCAGCAACAAGCGUUGCAAAUGCAAAUGCAACUACCUCCCCAAUCGCAAUCCAGCGAUCCGAAUGUGUGCAAGGUGAAAGAAAAACUGCAGUCGGAGAAAGAAGAAAGACGGAAGCACCAGGCGCAGGAAUCGCAGAGCAAUUUGGAUUUGCUGUUGAAAAACGCAGAUGCAGAUUUGUUCGGCGACUUGGAACCAAAAUAG
Amoebophrya sp. A120 is the source of this 6904-nucleotide messenger RNA. NCBI's taxonomy places the organism in Eukaryota, Dinophyceae, Syndiniales, Amoebophryaceae. The record is from the annotation of a GenBank genome assembly.